GCCAGCGCCUCGUACCUCGAACGCUCGCCGUGCGGUUUAUUCGUCCGCCGAUCGCCGACGAAGCUACACGGGUCUCAAAGAACCGUCAUCGCACUACUCGCGUCAAGUUAUUUAUUAAUUAAAAGAAAGUUUUUAUUUCAUUGAAUGAUUAUAUAGUCCCAUUCGAUAUGUCGACGAUACUAGAAGUCUGCGGUCCCCUCUCGCCGCCAUCGACACCUCCGUUGAUGGAAUGUAAAGUGGAGUUGCCGUCGCAGAAGACGACCGCUAAGCGUGCGCUAGAAGCCCCGCCGGCGGGCGUGGUAACUCCGCAGCCCUCCGACUCUGAGGGUGAGGAGGAGUGCGGCAAGCGCGCCCGCUGUGAGCUGGCGCGCCUGCUGCUGGGCACACCGCCGCCCGAGCCCUGCGCGCGCCCCUCCGUCAUUAUGCGCGCGCACAAGGACGGCACCUGCAGCCCCCAGCCUCUGCCGCUGCCGCCGCCAGCACACCUUAAUAUACUGAAAACGCUCAAAUUUAAAAUGAACCGCGGCCACAGCUACUCCCAAGUAAAAUACAUCGCCAGCCAGGCCCAGGCACUCCCCGUGCCGGAGCCUGCCAAGGCCCCUCCCCAGAGGGUCGAGACACGCAUCCCCUCGCCACAUCAAGUCGAGCCCACGCCGGAGGCUCGAGUGUCCGCGCCCCACUCAGACUGCUCGCCCAGGGCAGACGACCGCGUGCCCGCACCGCACCCAGAACCGGCGCCUAGGGAAGAGACGCGAGCAGUGGCGGCGGCUCCGGGUUGGGUGCCUCUGGCGCCGCGACCCGCCCCCGCCGUGCUCGUGCCUGGCGCGCUGCUGCCCGCGGCGGCGCUUUGGCUGGUGACGCCCGCUCCGGCCGCGCGCCGCCGGCUCUACGAAUGCUCGUACCCGGGCUGCGACAAGAACUACUUCAAGUCAUCCCACCUAAAAGCGCACGCUCGCACCCAUACAGGCGAGCGUCCGUUCCGAUGCAUAUGGCCGGGCUGCGAACGCCGCUUCUCGCGCUCUGAUGAGCUGUCGCGGCACAAGCGUACGCACACCGGCGAGAAGAAGUUCGGGUGCCUCGUGUGCAGCCGCCGUUUCAUGCGCUCCGACCACCUCGCCAAGCACGUGAAGCGGCACGCCAAGGAGCGCGCGCCGGCGCCCGCACUGCGCCUGCUGCCCUCGCCGGCGCGUGCGCCCAUGCCGCUGCCUACGCCGCCCGCGCACUAAGCCCCAGCACCCGCACUCGCGGCGCACUCGACUGUGAUCCAGAUCUCAUGAUCGUUACCUAGUUUUAGUACUCAAUUAAGACUGUCCUAUCUUAACUACUUACGUAGUUUAGCUUUAAGUCUACGUUACUGUAUAUAGAUGUUGAGGUUUAAAAGAUAUAAAAAACUACUAUUGACUUUAACCGGUU
Molecule: messenger RNA, 1413 nt
Organism: Papilio machaon (common yellow swallowtail)
Lineage: Eukaryota; Metazoa; Arthropoda; Insecta; Lepidoptera; Papilionidae
Gene: cbt
Product: Krueppel-like factor 16
Exons: 2
Coding region: 168-1226 (352 amino acids)
Biological process (GO): regulation of transcription by RNA polymerase II
Molecular function (GO): RNA polymerase II cis-regulatory region sequence-specific DNA binding; DNA-binding transcription factor activity, RNA polymerase II-specific
Source: RefSeq, a predicted model, not a curated record